AUGUUUCGAUUUCUAGUUGUUGUGGCUGUAACAAUGUUGGUGAGUUGUACGGAUGCACUCAGAAUGGCGAAAGCAGAUGAAUACACGCUAGAAUCAGUUAGAGAAUCUUUGAUUCGACAAGAAGAUACCAUAAUAUUUAGUUUCAUUGAGAGAGCAAAGUUUCCUCUCAAUUCUCUCACAUACCAACAAAACUACUCUUCCAUUCCCAACUUUUCUGGUUCCUUGUUUGAUUUCAUUCUACACCAAACAGAGAACAUUCAAGCCAAGACAGGAAGAUACAUGAACCCUGAAGAAAAUCCUUAUGAAGAAAAAUUGUCACCACCAAUUGUACCACAUUACAAUUUUCCACAGUUUUUGCAUCCUGCAGCAGCUUCAAUUAACAUAAACAAGAACAUAAAGAAAAUAUAUUUCAACGAUAUACUUCCACUUUUUAUUGCUUCUGGAGAUGAUGGCAAUUAUGCACAAACUGCAUCCAACGAUCUUACAAUAUUGCAGGCCAUCUCUAAAAGGAUUCAUUAUGGAAAGUUUGUAGCUGAGACAAAGUUCAGGAAAUCUCCUCGUGACUACGAGCCUUUAAUUCGUGCCAAGGACAGAGAAGCAUUGAUGAGUUUGUUGGUAGAUAAGAGAGUAGAAGAGAUGGUUCUAAAGAGAGUUGAAAAGAAGGCAAUGGUGUUUGGUCAGGAAAUGAGUCUUGAUCCUAAUGUCAAACGAAAAUACAAGGUUGAUCCAUCGAUAGUUUAUAGUUUGUAUAAUAAAUGGAUAAUACCCAUGACAAAAGAUAUUGAAGUCGAGUAUUUAUUAAGACGUUUGGAUUGA
Vicia faba (fava bean) is the source of this 816-nucleotide messenger RNA. Lineage: Eukaryota; Viridiplantae; Streptophyta; Magnoliopsida; Fabales; Fabaceae. The record is from the annotation of a GenBank genome assembly.